CUUGCCGUCUUCUGGGCCUAGUGCGGCUGCGCAGAGUGCUGUCCGGCCCGCCCUCCGCCGCUAAGCCGGGGGGUUGGAACCGGGACACUGAAACUGGAAAGGAGUUGGGGGUAAUAGGGCCAAACCGAAGCUGCGCCUUGCAGCUGUGUGCCCAUCGCUCAGCGCCGUAUACCGAGGCUGCUGGAUCCCAGCAUUAGUUUUACUUUGUCCCCAUCCCCCUCUCAGUCCCUGGUCCAACAUGAUACUGACCAAAGCCCAGUACGACGAGAUAGCCCAGUGCCUAGUGUCUGUGCCGCCCACCAGGCAGAGCCUGAGGAAGCUGAAACAGAGGUUCCCCAGUCAAUCGCAGGCCACUCUGCUGAGCAUCUUCUCCCAGGAGUACCAGAAACAUAUUAAAAGAACACAUGCCAAGCAUCAUACUUCAGAAGCGAUUGAAAGUUAUUAUCAGAGGUACCUGGAUGGAGUGGUGAAAAAUGGAGCUGCCCCAGUGCUCCUGGAGCUGGCCAAUGAGGUGGACUAUGCACCCGCAUUAAUGGCAAGGAUUAUACUGGAGAGGUUUCUACAGGAACACGAGGAAACGCCACCCUCCAAGUCUGUUAUAAAUAGUAUGCUACGGGACCCUUCUCAGAUUCCAGAUGGAGUUCUCGCAAAUCAGGUCUAUCAGUGCAUUGUGAAUGACUGCUGUUAUGGCCCACUGGUGGACUGCAUCAAACACGCCAUUGGUCAUGAGCACGAAGUCCUGCUGCGAGGCUUACUUCUCGAGAAAAAUCUCUCCUUUCUAGAUGAAGAUCAGCUUCGUGCAAAGGGCUAUGACAAAACCCCAGACUUCAUUUUACAAGUACCAGUUGCUGUGGAAGGGCACAUAAUUCACUGGAUUGAAAGCAAAGCCUCAUUUGGUGAUGAAUGUAGCCACCACGCCUACCUGCAUGACCAGUUCUGGAGCUACUGGAAUAGAUUCGGGCCAGGCUUAGUCAUCUACUGGUAUGGAUUCAUCCAGGAGCUGGACUGUAACCGGGAGAGGGGCAUCCUGCUCAAAGCUGGUUUCCCCAUGGACAUUGUCACGUUAUGCCACAGCACAGCUUGACCCCGAUGCUCCUGGAAGAGAAGCCCGGAGGAAAAGGUGAAUCCGGAAGCAAUUUUACUUUCCUGCAGUGUAAACUCCUGGCAGCAUCUGCCCUGAACUUCAGCUGAACCCUUGCUGCCCGCAGUCCCACUGCUGCCUCUUUAGACAAACAUAUCAAGAGUUUCUGUUUUCCUUCAUCCCGUGCUGAUGUGAGCAGCUAAGGACGACAGACACAACCCACUCAUUAUCAGCAUUUCUGUCUCUCUGUCAAACAGUUAGUUUAUAGAUAGUCAUAAUCUUUCUUCCUUCCGGAAGGUUUCUCCUUGUAGACUGAACAAAAGAAAAAAUGUGGAGGCUGAAAGGUGUGAUUUUUCAAUUCUCCUCCCAGUUACCAAAUCACCCUCUAAUUUUUUUUUUUUCUAAGCCACCUUUCAAUCUUGGUCCCUCCCCCUUUCUCUUCAUGUACAGAUACCCAGUGUUAUGUUACGGGCUGGCCUGGAAUAAUCUAGCCAACUCCUAGAAAAUCUCAAGCCACGAAGCCUGCGUUGGAACUUUCACUCUUACCUGCAGGGCUCCAGCAGACAUUGGGCGUAGCCUGGGACUGUGUGCCCGUGUUGUCCAAUCUUUAUGGUUUCCUGACUUCAAUGGAAGUGAGCCAAGCUGAAAAAAUACACUUGAUGAGAAUUUCCUCUUUUUAUAUAGUACUUAUUUGAACACUAAACAUUUUUUAUUUAACUCAUUUAAGAGUAUUAGUUACAUUGUGUCUGGAAAGUACAAUUCUUUGGAUUGGGAGCUGAGGGAGACAACUGAUGCUCGGUGCCAGCAUUGACAAGAGUUUGUUUUUAAUAUGCCUAGUUGUCAGUAUGUAGAGUAGUCAGCGGGUCAUAUUUUUAUGAGUAAAAAAUUUUAAAAGCACAUUCUAUAUGCUGCUUUGUGCCUACAGUUCAAAACUAUUUAAUACUGGAAUAACUUAGGCAUUAUCUGUGUUCAGCUUUGAAUGAUUAAGUAUUAUUCAAACCUAGAGUGGUUUUCAAGUUAGCAAAAUAAAGAUUUUGUGUUUGCUCCCUUUUCGUUUAGUAAUUUUUUUAUAUUGCAAACUAAAUUUUACUCAAAACAUCAGUAAAUCAUUAUAAAACCUUAUCUUUGGGAAAAUUAAAAAUCGAGACCCAGAAAUGCAUUUAGUAAAAUAUUUGCCCCCAUGUUGACAAACCAUCGUAACUUUUAUAGUAUUGAGUCAGUACAUUUGGACAUAAUAGUAAAAGUGUAACUACACAAAUAAUCUUAAAUAUUGUGCUUGCUUCAAGAUGAAUGUGAUGCAAAUAUUCAUACUUAUGUUGUACAAUAUAUUAUAGAAUAUAAUAAAAAUAUGUUUUUUAAAUAUAGUGCAAAAGGCUAAUCUGUUAUUUGUACUUGGUUCAUUUGUUUAUGAAAUUGCAAAAAAAAUGCCUACUCCUUUUUCAUUUGAAUGACACAAACAUACCAGAUCCAAAUGAAUGAACUUUAACUCUGUUGUGGGUUAUCUUAUACAAAAAAGCAAAAGAUGAGAUAAAAUGGUGAUUCUGUUGGUUUUUACAGGUACAGUGCCUUCUCUCUCUCUCUCUGUCUUUGUCUCUCUCUCUCUCUCUCACACACACACAUACACACACACACAUACACACCCACCCACACCCACACCCACACACACACACAUACACAUACACACACACAUUUUUUGUUGCUUGGGGUUGUUUUUGUCAUGACCCAGCUGUGUUCAGAGCAUAGUUCUGGCACUCUUGGCAAGUUCAGGGGAGCAGAUGAGAUGCUGGAGAUCGAACCCAGGUCGGCUGCAUGCUAGGCAAGCACCUUACCCACUACACUACCUCUCCCACAACACACAGACAUUUUAAGCAAGAGUCUUGUUAAAAAAUGUUUUCAUGCAUUUUGAAACUGGCUUUUCUUCUUUAGGAAUAAACCAUAUUUGUGGGUACAGAUGUUGAAAAUCCUGUUAAGCCCUUAUCAAGGAUCUGUUUGUUUUACACUAAAUUUAGGAUAAUGGUAUACAAAUAAUUUUUUUUAAUUUUAAAAGAGAUGUUUGCAUUUCAUAUUUAUUCUUCUACCUGGUGCCCUGGCAUAAUAUAUUACCAAAAUGUGGUGGUCUUUGGCAAAAUCACCUCUCUACUUUUUGAAGGUUUUAAAAUGUGUCCUUUAUAGAUGAAGAAGGAGCUCUGAUAGAGAAGGGAUCACCAAGCAAGGGGUGCUAGAUGGGCCCACUAGGGAUGGGAGAUACAGGCUGAAAAUAGACUAUGGACUGAACAUGAUACCUACUUAAUACCUCUAUAGCAAACCACAACACCUAGAGAGAGAGAGAGAGAGAGAGAGAGAGAGAGAGAGAGAGAGAGAGAGAGCGAGAGCGAGAGAGAGAGCAAAAGGG
Molecule: messenger RNA, 3473 nt
Organism: Sorex araneus (European shrew)
Lineage: Eukaryota; Metazoa; Chordata; Mammalia; Eulipotyphla; Soricidae
Gene: CDIN1
Product: CDAN1 interacting nuclease 1
Exons: 11
Coding region: 239-1084 (281 amino acids)
Biological process (GO): erythrocyte differentiation
Cellular component (GO): cytoplasm; nucleus
Source: RefSeq, a predicted model, not a curated record